AUGCAUCGUUCGGUGCAGGAUGCUGAUUUUGAUGUCGUGGACUUUGUGGACACAGUGGCGCUGAGCGCACGCCAAGAUGCUCUGCACCAGGAUCUGAGGCCAGCAGACCGCCUCCUUCUGGCCUUUGACAAUGCGAUUGCUGAGCUCUGGCAUGUUCACGAGCAGGUUGAGGAAGAAGUCACACGCCUCGAGGUGAGCUGCCGCAGCCAGGAAGAGCGACACCUGGACACACUAUCAAGCACCACGCAUCUGCUUUCGGAGGCACACGAAAGUCUGCACAAUUUGGGCCACGGCAUCAAUGGAGUUGCUCUGAAAAUUGUCCAUGUUGGCGAUCAACUGGAAAAUCUCAAAGGCAAACGCGAUCGCUGUCUCUCUGCUGCACGACUCAUCGAAUACCGCAUGCAGCUGGAGAAUGGCCUGCCUUUGUCGGCACCCCUAUCCAAGCUCGAGCCUCGCGAUGACAUUGCCAAUGCCGACCCCGAUGAGAUUGGCGUUGAUGACGCCGAAGAAGAGGAGGACGAGUUUUCACUCGAUAACGAUGAUCUGGCGCAUGCUGCCAGCAUUGUUCAACAACUCAACUAUCUGUGUCCAACCAGCAAGCGUCUAACUGGAGUGCGCUCCUACUUGGAAUCAUUGAUUAAGCACCGCUUUCAAGAGUUGUUGAUCAUUGAAGACGACGAGGGCAUGCACCAGCUUGCCUCCGUGUGCCUUCAGCAUGUGCCCGAGUUGUAUCCAAAGCUCAUGCACAUUUGCAUCAAGGCCGUCGUCCGCACGAAAGCACAUCUGAUCCAGAUCGAUCCCUUUGAGGGUAUCGCCAGCAUUGCUCGUCAGGAGGGGCUUCGCCUGCAGAAAAUAUUCGAGUCCCAACCCGUUACCGUGGCCUUGGUCCAGAAAUUGUGCAAAGAGGAUCUAAAGCCCUUCGUUCUGGCUGCUGUAGAAGGUGCCCCAGAUCGUCUGGCUGCCGUGCACCGCAUGUACAAACGGACACAAAGCGUGCUUCAAAGUAUUUGCGAGGAGCUGAAUGUGCCAGGUGGCCCCAAACUUGGACUGCAGCUCACGCGCGCGGUUUUCCAGGCGGAGUUGGACAACCAUUUCGCGGGCGAACUCGAUGCCAUGCUAUCCAGCUAUGGCAGCGCCCUGGAAGGCUAUUACGCCGGCAUUGGUCAUGAAAAAGUCAUCGGGACUUCGCCUCGAACACCGCGUAAGCAUGCGCGGAGCAAAUCCUUGGAGAGUAGCCAUAUCGAGCUGUCCAUGACCUUGCUCAGCGAUGAUCUGGCUGCCGAGAUGCUGGACGAGAAUCGACUGGCCCUGAUUCGAUGCCGGGACCUCAGUCCUCUCCGCGACGCCCCACAAUGGCCUCUGCAGCUUUUCUCGCGGCUUCUCACCGCGUUGGGGCAAGAGCACAUCAAGUAUGCACUCUCCGUAGCAACCAAGUACUUGCCUCCCAAAAAGCCCAAGACAGAGCCGAAGAUCCAGUUUUUCGAUGUGCUUCGAGAUGUCAACAAGAUUUUCUACUUGCUUCAGCGAUCUGCUCAUCUGCAGAAACACUUUCAAGAUGCGCUUGUACCCAUCAUCCGAGAUGACCUUGAGCUAUACCUUGCGUGUCUCAAGCACAAGAAUGAGGUCAUGGAGGAUUUAGAACAGCAGCUGGCCAGCGGCGUCGAAGUGUGCCUAGACGCGAUCAUCGAGUGGGUCAAGGUAUCCCUGACCAAAGAGCGCAACAAACUUGAAUUUCGCGUGGAGGAUGCCGAAGUGCUCAACGCACCAUGCACGCAGACAUGUACCUAUGUGGCCAACUUUUUACGAGCUCAGAUUCAGAGUAUUCACCAAAGCCUGAAUGGCAAAAACUUGACCAAUGUACUCCACGUCCUUGGGGUGCGGUUGCACAAGGUCAUUUACGAAAGCAUCAAGCAGUUUCAAUAUACAAUAUUGGGUAAGGUCGGCGGGCUGAACACCCUACCUCUUGAACCGGCUUGGCUGACCUAUCGGGGAACUGUGGCACGAUCAGGGGGCAUGCUGCUUGCCCGCGACUUGGCUGUGUACGAGAAGAUCUUACAUCAAUUCUCGGACCCGUACAUCAACGAGCUGCUCGAAGUGUUGCGCGAACUCUGCUACUUGCUGAUUGUCAAGCCUGAAAAUAUCGCACAGCUUUGUAGCGAGGGCAAACUGGCAACACUCGACCAGAGCGUCGUGACAGCCUUUCUUCAUCUGCGCAGCGACUUCAAAGCUGCAAAGAUCACUUAUUAG
This is a messenger RNA of Monosiga brevicollis MX1, 2247 nucleotides long. RefSeq lists its product as uncharacterized. Lineage: Eukaryota; Choanoflagellata; Craspedida; Salpingoecidae. Gene Ontology annotation, cellular component: exocyst; cytoplasm. The transcript is spliced from 19 exons. Bases 1 to 2247 code for a protein of 748 amino acids. Gene Ontology annotation, biological process: exocytosis; Golgi to plasma membrane transport. The record is from RefSeq and is a predicted model, not a curated record.